CUGGCUGAAACAACAAAAGUUGUUUUUUUAAGGUAUUUUUGGAAUAUUCAAAUGUAAACACAAUAAUGUCACUAAACAAUUUACAAACUGACAAGAAACAGUGACAAAUUCACAUUUUAUUAAACCCAAAUCUACAGAAGAAUUAAACAUUUCUUUAUGAUCUACCAUUUAUAUAAACCUCACAACAUUUUUGAAAAGCCAAAGUAUUGUUUAUCCUUAUCUUGAUGGUCCAUCUGCUGUAACCCACCCAUUCCAGCAUGAUGCAUGAAGUAUUUGCAGAUGACACUGCAGACUGUCUGCACAGCAAAUGCUCUGACCCCACCUCAAUACCCAACAGUUGUUGAUUGAGUGGAAGCAUGUCCAAGCCUGCAAUACAAUGAAGUCAAGUCACGUUUCUGAUGCUUUACAUCAUAAAAACAUCAUACAGUCACCAAUUAUAGUGCAAGUAAUAAACAUUACAUGUUGUCAAAUACCAUUAUCGAAAUCAUCAAGCAAAUAAACAUCAAAUGUGUUGGUCAGUGUUCCACAGAUGCCAAAGUAGAAAGAUGCUGCAUAUUUUGUAUCAGUUUUAGAUACAAAGAUACUUCUUAUAGUUAGGCAGCAGAAACAGAGGAAAUAACUGUAACAAAGGAGUAUUCAUCGAAAUGAAGGUGAGAACAGCCCUCAAGCACUAAAGACAGAGCAACAGUGCACCUCCUAUUAAACUCUUGGGCUCAUUUCGCCUGUGGCAUUUUCUUCUUUUUUUAUAUAUAUAUUGUUGGAUUUAAUAUAAACAGAACUCAAAUAUUUGAAAACUAUGAAGUCAUAAUGCAUCUUUUUGGGACCAAUGUUGUCCCAAAAGACCAUGUUUUUUUGGUGUCAUGUUGCCAGUGUGCUGGUCUACACACUGGCAACAUGGGGCCAGUAUGUAGACCUCUACCUAUCAAUGCUCUGUAAUUUGCUUGAAUAAAAUAUUUACUUUUGGGGGAAAAUAUGGCACCAUAACUGGCUCCAGGCCAGGGGAUCUUGUUCUUCCAAAUUCAGCCCUAAUUACACCUGCUUUAUACUGUACUUGCAGAGUCACCCAGCAGUCAAUGGGCCAGAGUCACCCAGCAGUCAAUGGGCCAGAGUCACCCAGCAGUCAAUGGGCCAGAGUCACCCAGCAGUCAAUGGGCCAGAGUCACCCAGCAGUCAAUGGGCCAGGGAGAGGUUGCCGGUUUAUUCACAGGGUCACAUAGAUGUACAUGUGUAGUGAGACCUAAUGGCAAAUUUAGAGAAGCCGAUUAACCAAUUAUAUAGGUUUUUUUACACUGUGGGAGGAAGCCAGACUACAGAGAAUGUCUAAACUCCAUGAAAAGGGUUAGUGAACCUGUAUUUCAACCACAUUUCAUUAUACGUGAGUUGAGCUCUUUAUAUGGUGUUUAGUCUUCCCAGAAACACGAGCCACGAUUGGGCAGAAUCUGUUUGUGUUUGAUGUUUCUGCUCUCUAAACAUCCGUCCAAGCCACAGCGCCUUUCAUCCUGUCACAGAGAUCAAACUUCUCACAGCUCUUAUCUGAUUUUUCAAAUGACUGUAAAUGUCUAGACGACAAGGUACUUUAAAGUUAUCUGAUAAAACUGUUAAUGCAAUAAACAAGUGCAUUGUAACUGCAAAACAAAUGUGAAUUGCAGCUGGAGUAUUAAAAGUGUUUGACCCAGUUCAAGUGUUGUACAGUGUUACUGCUGCUUUGGCAGCAACUAGCAAUAAUUAUGUCAGCCAAACGGCCUCCUUACUGUCAUGGCCUCCUUACUGUCAAACUACAAACUGACUGCAGCUGCCUCAGAGCUAAUCUUGUGCGUCAUGAGGUGUAGAAAUGAAAACAAGCCUCGAUCCAGUCUUGUGGUUUUUUACUUUGAAUCACAACCACAUCACUUCUGGGUAAAAGAGAGAGAGGAAAUUUAAGAUGUGCUGCUGGCUGAUGCAGCGUUGCACACACCUGUCUGUGCAGCUGUGUGUACGACCACAGCUGGAUGACAGUCAGUCAGUUGGACUGGAUUUGGUGGAUUCUUUUGAAGGAGAACCAUUUCUUUGUUGUCACAAACGAGGCUUCAAUGAAACCAGAACAGUUUUCCGUGGCUCAUUGUGUGCGCCUCUCUCCUGUCUCUGCAGUUCUUCCUGAGACUUCCUCGUUCCUGUUCCACCUGCUGCUUCUGACUGAGCUGUUAGUCCGAUCUUCAUCUCUUCCCAUCCGCAGCUCCUCCCACUGUGGAUUUUUUGGAUCGAUGAUCCAUCAGGUGGAAAGUUUGAUGAACUUAUCGAGAAAAAUCCAUCAGCUGAAAACAGAAGACCUCGAACACUUUGAAGAUGCCAAAUUCAGUCUGGAUAGCCUUCCUAACUUGUAUCACACUGCUGACCAUCUUAAGUCAUUGAAGGUUAAUGAAUCCCUCACUCAGAUGUAUGGAUACACUCAGUCCUUCAAACUGCAUAUCGACUGGUUGAAGGUUGCUAAAGAAAAUGUCAGUUUGCCUUUCCAGACAGAAGAGGGCGCCAGCUCUCACCUUCUGCAGUUGUCCAAUCUCAUUGAAAAAUGUUUUCAUCCGCAAAACAAUGAGGCUCUUCCGUCAACGGCACCCAACCUUCCUGUUGUCUCCAACGCCUUUGGUGCCCUUGUGUACUCUGUAGAAAUUUCUGACAGGUUAAAAGUUUUCUGUGUGUGGUCAAAAAGAGUCUUACGGUACUUCCAGAAGCAUUCUUAAAAAAAAGGUCUCGCAGCCUUUUCGGAGGCAGUCCUGCUAUUCUAGACAGUGUAAGCCUUAAAGGGCAUUAAAACAUCUUCCACAAAAAAAACCACUGCUAACUCCAGAAUGUUUUUAAGCAAUAUUAUGUCAUGUUAGUGGACUACCUCAAGAUGGCAGCAUUAGGUAAUCUGCUGUGGUGGUGCUGACCCAAACAUCUCAGCUACAACCCACUGGAUUACUAUGAAAGCUUAAAUUAGGAUAAAAAUACUUUUUAUUAACUUUAUUAUCCACUUUUUUCUAAGCCCAGCUGUAGUUUAGAAAUGUGAUUUUCCAAAAGAUUCCCCAUAUUGACAAGACUGUUAAAAACUCAUCAAAACAAGUUCACAAGAAAACUUAACGUUUUAUGCAUUUUUUCUGCAAAAAUGUCAGUUUGCUUGGUUUUAUCAACAGAAGUGAAAUGGUGAGAAUAAGGAACCUGUCUGGCAGCUUCAUUCACUCCAGACAUGAUUUUGGUUUGCAUUUAAUUGAAGUAUUUAAAUGAUAUUUUCGAAAUGAUUUAAGAAUAAUUUUACCAUGCUUAAUGAAAAGCUACUCUCACUGCAUUAUGACAAUUUUAGUUCAUACAUAAUUGGCAUAUUAGGCUUCAAUCAUCACAGAGGACUUUUUUUUUUUUUUUGCAUUUUUACCUUUUAUCCAUAUGUGAAAAGUAUUUUUAGAUAAAAAGUUUUAGAAAUAGAUAAACUGAGAAGAUACAGAAAUUAUAGUCUAUUUUUCUUAGACCGUUUUGCAUAUAUCUAAAUAUCACCCACUGGAAACAAACAAAUAUGCCCAAUUUCUUAUUAUUUUUCCUGCGCUUCUGACAUCAUUAUGCAUCAGCUGUGCUGUGAUUAAUAAUCAAUAACAAAAGGUUUAAAAAGGUUACUUUCAGUUAUUUUACCAGAAUUUCCAGCAUUGCUCAGACUGUUCUUUGCUUGAAUGUAUUUCUUUUGCUGGUAUCAACAUCACUAACCAUGAGUGUGGCAUGACUGUUUCACCAUCUGAUUAAAUGUUUGCCAAAUGGAAAGAAAUGUCUGUUUAAGAAAUGUAUGAUGAAUAGUGUUGAUGCAUAAAUCUAUGCAAUGGGCUUCUUAAUGCUAGUAGUAUCAGAACCAUCUCCAUUUGAUGUGACUGAGGUCAGUGGUGCGUUGUUUACAAAGUAUUUUUUUGAACAGGUUGUCAUAUGAAUUUCUUUUAAAGGAAAGCAGAAUGUAGGUUUGUCUUGUAGGCUUGAGGAAAUGUAUAUUUUUCUUUUACAUGUAGCCAUUUGAACUGUACUCAUGCACUGUGCCGAGGUAGUGUCACCUUCGACCUUUACUCCCACUGAGACUGUUUACACUCACAGUGCCUGCCAGGUGUUGAUCAGAAUGAUGAACCGAGUGAUACGAAAUAUGGAUUCUGUAAGAACUCUUCUGUUAUAUUUUUUUAACCUAUUUAGAAUGCUAUUUAUCAGUUUUUAUAUUUUGUAUUUCAGCUUUGAGAUGCAGGCAUCUCAUUUUUUUCAAUAAAUAUUGUUUUAUGUCAUAUAUAA
Molecule: messenger RNA, 4263 nt
Organism: Xiphophorus hellerii (green swordtail)
Lineage: Eukaryota; Metazoa; Chordata; Actinopteri; Cyprinodontiformes; Poeciliidae
Product: interleukin-11-like
Exons: 4
Coding region: 1989-2714 (241 amino acids)
Biological process (GO): positive regulation of MAPK cascade; positive regulation of cell population proliferation
Cellular component (GO): cytoplasm
Molecular function (GO): cytokine activity; growth factor activity
Source: RefSeq, a predicted model, not a curated record